AUGGAAUAGCAAAUACUUCUUUAAACAAAGAUAGCUUUCUUCUUAGGCAAUUUCAAUAAAGUCUUAGAAAUAUGGUAGUAGAAUGAUUAUGAAGAUGAUUACUAUUACUUUUUGGUAUCGAGAGCAUUAAUUGCAGCUCGAGAAUUGAAACCAAAAACAAUAAGAUUAACAAAGAAACCAUCUUCAAAAUUAUUAGAGAUAACAGAUAUUGUCAGCAGAUUUAUGGGUCCAUUAAUAGAACAAUAAAGAGCAGAUACUACAAUUGAUGAAGAUAGAAAACAAAUAGAAGAUGUAUUAAAAAAACUUAAAGACAUAAUUCCUCAAUAAAACUAAAAAAUAAUUUAAAUCAUAUGUGCAUAUAUGUCUGUAAAUUCUUGUGAAGCAUAAUAUGCACUUCAAUUGGAAUUACCUAAAGACGCAUUUUAGUAAGAAUUGUUAUACCUCUAAUUCAUGAUUUAUUUAAGAGGUAGAAGAUUUGAUUUAGCAGAAUCUACUUUAUUAGAUCUAAGAAGAUUUGAUGAUGAGGAUAUUCUCACAUAUUUAGCAUAAAUAUAUCUAAAUGUAUAUUUUUGAUCAUUAAUCUAUAGCUUUAUAAUGGAUAACCAGAAUAAGCAUUUAAAUCUAUCCAAGAAACUAAAGAUCGAUUUGGUGAUUCCUCUAAAUUGAUGAAUUUGAUGAUUACCUGUUUAAUCCAGUAUCAUAUUCUAAACUUAACAUUUUAGUCAAAAUAAAUUUGAAGAGGCUUUUGAAUCUGGUUAGAAAGUCAAAACCUUAAUCAUUGAUAAUGAGUAAUUUUCAGAUCGCUAAGAAAUUGAAGUUUGUUUAUCAAAUCUAAUUGUAUUAAGUGAAUUGUUGAAUAAAUAAUAAUAAAAAGAAGAAUACAUUUAAGUUUUGGAAUAAAUUAACAAAUCCUGUCAUUUUCUUAAGCGAUAUCAAGAAAAAGUAAAGAAAAUUGACCAAUUAUCAUGAAAUUUAAUUAUCU
Molecule: messenger RNA, 982 nt
Organism: Paramecium sonneborni
Lineage: Eukaryota; Ciliophora; Oligohymenophorea; Peniculida; Parameciidae
Source: the annotation of a GenBank genome assembly